UGCCCGGGCCUUGACCUUGCCCCUCCGGCCCGUCCACAGGAGGAAGCCGAGGACUACGCUAAGCUCAGCCCGGAGGAGCAGCAGAAGAGGCUGAGGGGCAUCCUGAGGAAGAUCGACCUGGACGCAGACGGCUUCCUGACAGCGGAUGAGCUAAGUUCCUGGAUCCAGAAGUCUUUUACACAUUAUGUUAUGCAAGAGGCUAAACAACACUUUGUUGUAUAUGAUAAAGAUGGGGAUGGCUUGGUGUCUUGGAAAGAGUACAAUAUUCAAAUGUAUGAUCAUCUAAUCGAUUUUGAUGAGCACACUGUCCUGGAGGAUCAAGAAGAAGAAUCUUUUCGACAGCUUCAUUUAAAGGAGAAGAAGCGUUUUGAAAAAGCUGAUAAAGAUGACAUUCCUGGUCUGAAUCUGGAUGAAUUUGUUGCUUUUGAGCACCCUGAAGAAGCCGAGUAUAUGACGGAAUUUGUCAUUCAGGAGGCUUUAGAAGAACAUGACAAAAAUGGUGAUGGAUUUGUAAGUCUGGAAGAGUUUCUGGGUGACUACAGAAAAGAUCCAACGGCAAAAGAAGAUCCCGAAUGGAUACUCGUUGAGAAGGAUCGAUUUGUGAAUGACUAUGACAAAGAUAAUGAUGGAAAACUCAACCCUCAGGAACUGCUGACUUGGGUAGUACCUAAUAAUCAGGGUAUUGCUGAAGAGGAGGCACUUCAUCUAAUAGAAGAAAUGGAUUUGAAUGAUGAUAAAAAGCUCUCCGAGGCAGAGAUUCUUGAGAACCAGGACUUGUUUCUUACCAGCGAAGCCACAGAUUAUGGCAGGCAGCUUCAUGAUGAACGUUUCUACCAUGAAGAACUUUAGUUUAUUCAUCUGUGAUCUGCUUUGCCUUCUUUCUGUCCCUCCUUAAGAAUGCUCAAUGUUAAGAUAUAGUAUAAGCUUUACUUUGUGUGAUUAUAAUAUACUAAUGUUUGUGUAGAUAUUUUGCAUUCUAAAUUUACUGAAAUGCUCUCACACUUCCUUGUCCUUUUUUCAGCCUUCAAAACUAAUAUUUACAAUAUUUAUUUCUCUAUUUCCAGUAUUAUUUGUUUCAUAGUUUUUGAAAACAUUCCUAGAACCUAUAUGCUUGGGACCUGUAUAGUGAAGAGUUGUGCAAUGGUACGUGAAGAAUGAAGAAUCUAAUUGGAUUCUGAAAAAAGCAAAAUGUGUGUAAUAAGUGAGAGAGUUACCAAUAAUGUAGUUUCGUUUAUUUAAGCAGUAUAGUGUUUUUCAGAAUAUGGAGAACAAGAGCAAUGUUUAAAUUUAGUAUUUAAGUAUGAUAUCUUAUCACCUUUGGAGGAACAUUCAGAAGGUUUAGUACCUCGAUUGUUUAAGAGGUUUCAUCUUAUUUUUAAAUGGUUUCUAUAAAGGUUUUAUUGCGAUUUAUAAAACCUGAUAUUUUUGAAUCUAUACAGGCACAGUAAUUUUUAAUGUAUAAUUCUACAACAUUAGAGGUAUGUAAUGGUAUUUUACAUGGUUAAAACUCUUAAUUUGUUGAAUUAAAAUGUUCAGUCCUA
Messenger RNA from Alligator sinensis (Chinese alligator), 1541 nucleotides. It is a transcript of the gene RCN2, whose product is annotated as reticulocalbin 2. NCBI's taxonomy places the organism in Eukaryota, Metazoa, Chordata, Crocodylia, Alligatoridae. The annotation marks the transcript as partial. Gene Ontology annotation, cellular component: endoplasmic reticulum. The transcript has 6 exons. The record is from RefSeq and is a predicted model, not a curated record. Gene Ontology annotation, molecular function: calcium ion binding.